Henningerozyma blattae CBS 6284 is the source of this 2028-nucleotide messenger RNA. RefSeq names its product pheromone-regulated protein PRM1 (gene PRM1). Gene Ontology annotation, cellular component: mating projection tip. The coding region runs from base 1 to 2028 and encodes 675 amino acids. Lineage: Eukaryota; Fungi; Ascomycota; Saccharomycetes; Saccharomycetales; Saccharomycetaceae. The transcript has a single exon. The record is from RefSeq and is a predicted model, not a curated record.
AUGCAAUUAGCAAGCUAUUUACAACUAAAUGACCGUAUUUCACAAUCAUGGAUUAAUAUAUAUACUAUUGGUAUUAUGCUAGUAGUUGUGAAACUAAUUUUUUUUUAUUUUUCAAUAACUUCCUCCAUGAAUACAGCUCAAAAUUUUAUAUUAUCCAAAUGUAGUACAAUAGAUGAAUACUAUAAUAAAAUGAUGGAAAAUACACCUCAUUACUUAGGUGUAAUGGGAAAUUAUCUAAUAGAGAAAAGCAUUGAAGAGAGUGUAAAGGCAAGUUUAUAUACUCUCUCACUAUUAGUAUAUGCAUCUGAAGAAUUGGUAUCGUUUAUGAUUGAUCUCUAUCUGGGAACAUACGAAUGUUUAUUAGUAAGCUUCAUUGAUGGUACAGUUGAUGUAGCUACUAAUGCAACUGAAAAAUUAAUAGAUUUUGUUAAUUCUAGUGUUGGAACUGUGGCUAAUGAGUUAGAUGAUGGGUUAGAUGAUAUAUCUAAAUUUAUAAAUAAAAUAGUGAAAGUCGCUGAUAAAGUAGAGAGUUUUUUCACCGAUGAUGAUGACAAUGACAAUGGUGAUUCUAGUGUAAGUAAAGUGAAUCUAACAAUUUCAGGACUAAGACACCUUUAUAUACCCUCCAGCAUUGAUGACAAAUUAGAAGAACUAUCUGCUAAAACACCAAAUUUUCAACAAUUAAAGAAUGAAACUAAACAUUUAAUUUCCAUACCUUUUGAAAAAGUUCGAACUGAAUUAAAGACUGUUAAUACAAGCAAAUAUUUCCAAAAUAAAGAUAUGCUAUAUAUUCCUGAAUUAAAGAGUAUUGAUACUACUAAUGGUGGGGUAUGCUCUGACAAUAAAGAAAAUAUAAUAAAAUUUUUCCAAAAUAGUGGUCAUGAAUUAAAGAUUACCACUAUAGUUUGUAUAGUCAUAUUAAUAGUUAUCGGUAUUGGAGCAAUUAUACCAAUUAUAUGGGAGGAAUAUGUACUUUGGAGGAAUGUGAAUAUGAUGAAACAAGAAUAUAGAAAUUUUACCAAACAUUCCAAUUCCAAUUAUACAGAAAUGGGAGAUGUAAGUAGUAGUAGCGGUGAUUCGGAAUAUAGUUUAAGAGAGAAAAAUCCCUUUGGUGACGUGAAUGUGAUAUCAAAUACUGAACACUUUGAUAUCAUUGAAAGUUAUCAAAAAUGUUUUAAUGUGUGGAAUACAAGGAUCACCAAUUCUAUCGGUAAAAUUGUAUGCUUCGUAGGCAAUAAAAAUGAAAAAAUGUCAAAGGCAAAACAAAUCCAAACCCGUUGGAUAAUAUCAUAUAUAUUUUCAGAAAGAGCCCUUUGUCUUUUGGGGGUUGCGCUUUUGGGGAUUCUAGCUUGUAUUUUACAAUUUAUUAUUAUCAAGAUCCUGGGAGAUUUUGUUAGAAAUGGGAAGAAUUCAAGUUUAGCACAUUCUGUAUCAAGUCUCAGUAAAAGUUCAGCUAGACAACAAAUUAGCAAUGAAUUGAACAAAUGGGGGGCUAGUACAAACGAUUAUAUUCAGUACACAGAAACCCAGAUCAAUGAUGAUGUAUUUGGAUGGGUUAACACUACAACAACUUCCAUCAACGGUACAGUAAACAAGAUGAUCAAUGGUAUUGAUGAAACAUUGGCAGAUAUUUUCAACGGUACUUUACUUUAUAAACCCAUGAAGACUGUAGUCGGGUGUAUUAUUGAAAACAAACUAUAUACUAUUAGAAACGGAUUGACUUGGGUUCAUGAUAAAGCAGAAAUUAAACUACCUUCAAUUAACGUCACCCAAAUCCACGAGGCAAUAACCUCCUCCAACACUACUACAAACUCCACGUCAUCAGACUCUAGCAGUACCUCUAGGGAGAUAUCAAAUGAAUUGUCGGAAUUUACUCAAGAAGUUCGCAAUGCUAUUCUAACCAUUCUUGCCCAAUUCUACAAGUCUACACUUUACGAAUUAGCUGUUGCAUUUACCCUCUUGGGACUCUGGAUACUCCAAAUUCCCAUAGCUCUUCUAAGAUUAAGGUACCACUAUAAAGUGAAGUGA